AUGGCGGGUGGAGCCACACGAAAUUCUAGGAAGUCAAGAAAGCGGAAGAAUUCAGAGGACAGCACAUCCGCCGCACCGUCGAGGACGCUGAAGCAGUACUCCAUUGACGAAAAGCUGGAGAUCAUUGAAUUUGCCAAGGGAAAUGGUAAUAGAGCAGCUGGACGAGAAUACAACGUGGCAGAAAGCUCCAUCCGAGAAUGGCGAAAGAAUGAGGAGAAGUUGAGGUGA
This is a messenger RNA of Cylicostephanus goldi, 228 nucleotides long. Lineage: Eukaryota; Metazoa; Nematoda; Chromadorea; Rhabditida; Strongylidae. The record is from the annotation of a GenBank genome assembly.